Chenopodium quinoa (quinoa) is the source of this 832-nucleotide messenger RNA. RefSeq lists its product as uncharacterized. NCBI's taxonomy places the organism in Eukaryota, Viridiplantae, Streptophyta, Magnoliopsida, Caryophyllales, Amaranthaceae. The record is from RefSeq and is a predicted model, not a curated record. Bases 1 to 783 code for a protein of 260 amino acids. The transcript has 7 exons.
AUGGAGUUGGAAUUUGAGUUGGGCAUGGAGUUUGAGAGGGAGAGGCAAGAGGUGGUGGCUUAUGAGCAGCAGAGGGUGGGAGAUUUGGACCUGCUGUUAUGUAGUUUCCAAAACCUUUACAAAGCCCUGAAAAAAUUGAAAUUGAAAUUGGAUAUAGUUCAGAAGAGGAUGGCAGAGAGAGAGGGUUUAGCCCACAACGAAGUCGGCAAAAAAGGAAAAAUUCAGACUCACCUUUGCUUCCUGAAGUCACAAAGCUUUAGGGACAAUCAUGUAUUGCUAAGUGUUGAUGGGAUACAAGUGACGCUUCAUAUGUGUGCUGGAAUUGCUGCAGAAAGGGGCCAAGUCUUUGAUGCGUAUGUGAGUGCUGCUGGCAAGUUGUAUGAAAAAGUUUGGGCUGCUCGCUAUGCUGAUCGCAGCAAGCGUUUCAUGUUGGAUCCUAUGUUUGCGAUGCGCGUUUUCCAAAGAAGGGAGAUGGUAAUUAAUACACGUGUGUUUACACCACAGAUGGAUGGUGUUCGUCCAAAGAGGAUAAAUGUUGUGUUUGUCCCAGUUCUUUUUGAAGGUCACUGGUGGUGCGUGGCUUUUUCAGUGAAUCGAGAAGAAAUUUUGGUUAUUGAUUCCAUUCAGACCUCUUCCGCGUCGGAGGUCCACUCUGCCAAUGUUGAUCAUUUGGCAUAUGCAAUGGAUUUGGUUUUUCAAUCCUUGGACCCAAAAUGGGAAGUCGGUACAGUGACCGCUUGGCGGAGAACUUCCCUACAAAUGGCUCAGCAAGGGGACCUGUAAGGAUUAAUUUAAUCUUUUUGGGGAAAGAGGAAAGUUAGUGUUGUUUGAC